This is a messenger RNA of Pseudogymnoascus verrucosus, 552 nucleotides long. RefSeq lists its product as uncharacterized. The transcript has 2 exons. NCBI's taxonomy places the organism in Eukaryota, Fungi, Ascomycota, Leotiomycetes, Thelebolales, Thelebolaceae. The record is from RefSeq and is a predicted model, not a curated record. The coding region runs from base 143 to 346 and encodes 67 amino acids.
UCACGCCAAUCCUCAUCAUCCAAACUAUCUCCUAACUUAUUCUUUUCUACCUUGCAAAUUUUAAUAUCGUCGCCGGUCGACAGCCAGUCUUUCUAGAAACCAUCAAAAAAUUAUUCUUAUAUACACCAAUAUCACCGCCAUAAUGCAGUUCAAGAUUCUCGCCUUUGCCUCGUUCCUCGCUGUUGCCAUUGCAGCACCCGCUGUUCAAUCUAGCGGAGAGGUCGUUGUCCGCGCACCGCUUCCUGCAGUCCUCAGCGAGACCGCAGCAAUGAGCAACGCCAAUGGAGAGGUCGUUCCUUUCUCAUCGACUGAGGUUCACCAGCCACUCAAGGCUGCCGGGAAAUAAAUUGAUGGAACGGUUAUAAUUUAAAGGGACACUGUACGAGUGCUGCCUUGUGUGUGAGGGUUCAGGUUUUAAAUGGAAGAAGGGGCGUAUCUAAGGAUGGAAACGAGUCGUUGUGGGAUAGGGACAUCAGAAAGUGAUGGGAUUCGGUCGUCGAAAUAAUGUGCAGCUAUAGAUUCGAUACUUCUAUAAUCGUACUGUAUUCUGUC